Messenger RNA from Lycium barbarum (goji berry), 2282 nucleotides. Its product is annotated as transcription factor bHLH49. Gene Ontology annotation, biological process: regulation of DNA-templated transcription. Lineage: Eukaryota; Viridiplantae; Streptophyta; Magnoliopsida; Solanales; Solanaceae. Bases 306 to 1829 code for a protein of 507 amino acids. Gene Ontology annotation, cellular component: nucleus. The record is from RefSeq and is a predicted model, not a curated record. Gene Ontology annotation, molecular function: DNA-binding transcription factor activity; protein dimerization activity. The transcript is spliced from 9 exons.
CCUUUUUUCUAUGAUCAAAAAUAAAUAAGUACUCCCCAUUUUCUUGUACACUUCUCUCUCUCUCUCUCUCUCUCUCUUUUUGACUCUGGUUUGGUAACCAGUACUGUUAUGUUAUUUAUAUCUCAACUAUCUUUACUGUCUCUGCAUACAUACAGUGACUGUACAUAACAGUAGCAAAUUCAAGAAAAUGGUUAUAUAGAGUACCAAAAGUAGCACACAAUCUCAAAUGAGAAUAAUGAGGAUAUUGUGAAGUAGCCAAAGGAGAAACUUUUUUGAGUCUGGUGGAUUUGCUAGACUUUAAAAGGAUGGAUAUUGUUAGCAAGGAUGAUGUUGAACCAGAAAAGAGGAGUCAAGAUUCUAUGAACUUCCAAUUACCAAAUAUGUCCUCAGAUUGGCAAUUAAGUGGCAGCAAUCUGACAAAUGCAUCGAUGGGGAUGGUUCCUAGUAGCAACCGAAUACUGGAUUCGUUGUGUGCUAGUGUUUGGGAUCAUCCUGCCAGUUCAUCAAACUUAGGUUUCUGUGAUACUAAUGUUCAAAUGAAUUCUGGCACUACGAAUGCACUAGGAACUUCAGCAUUUGUUUGGACUCAACCAAAUGCAACGUUGAAAGGAGGCACGUUUACACCCCCUACUACUGGUAUACUUCCUCAAAGCUUAACUCAGUUGCCAGCUGAUUCAGGUUUUAUUGAAAGAGCUGCAAGAUUUUCAUGCUUCAGUAGAGGAAAAGUUGGUGAUAUGAUGAACCCCUUUACCAUCCCUAGUUCUCCUAAUACAUAUCAUAACGGACUGGCCUUCCGGCGGCCACAAGAGCAGCAAAUGGGAAAUGCGGGUGGAAGUUCUGAGAAUGUUUCUUUACCUCUUGAACACGGGGCUACGGAUAAAAGCCCCCUCAAGAAUGAGAAAAAUGUAAGCUUUGUUAGGUCUCGGGAUGAAGCAAAGGAAUGUGUUGGCAUUUCUGGAAAUGACUCUGAUGAAACUGAAUGUAGUGGCCAUCAAGAAGAAUUGGAGGGUGGGGAUUCUUCUGCUAAGGGCCUUGGCUCAAAGAAAAGGAAAAGAAGUGGUCAGGAUGCAGAAGUUGAUCAAAGAAAUGGAGCGCAACAACCACCAGCUGAACCUGCAAAAGAUCAAACGGAACUUCAGAAGGGAGAGCAAAACUUGAAUUCCACUGCCUGCAGGCCUGGUGGAAAAAAUGGUAAACUGGGGACUAAAUCUGCUGAUCCCCCUAAAGAAGAAUACAUACACAUUCGAGCUCGAAGAGGCCAGGCAACAAAUAGCCAUAGCCUUGCAGAAAGACUAAGGAGGGAGAAGAUCAGUGAACGGAUGAAAUUUCUUCAGGAUCUUGUACCUGGUUGCAACAAGGUCACUGGGAAAGCAGUAAUGCUCGAUGAAAUAAUUAAUUAUGUACAAUCUCUUCAAAGACAGGUUGAGUUCCUUUCAAUGAAGCUUGCGACUAUUAACCCCCAGCUGGAUUUUAAUAUUGAUGCGCUCCUUGCAAAAGAUAUUCUCCAUUCACGAGCGGGUCCUUCAUCGUCACUUGGUUUUGCUCCUGAUAUGACAAUGCCAUAUCAGUCCUUGCAUCAACUGCAACCCGGCCUGCUUCAGUCGGGUCUUCCUGGUUUUGGAAAUGCUACCGAUGCAUUUCUCAAAUCCAUCAAUACCAAUUUAGCUGCUAUGAAUGGUGGCUACAAAGAGUCUUCAUUACAGUUAUCUAACAUAUGGGAUGAUGAGCUACAUAAUGUUGUCGAGACGGGUCUAAGUGCCAGUAUGCCCCUCCAUAGUCAAGAUUUAAGUGGUUCUCUACCAUCAAGCCAGAUGAAAGAAGAAUCUUGAACUUGUUUUAGAUAUCAAAUGCGUACACUUCCUGUUUGUUGGGUACGUGGAACAUUUGGGAAGACGUCAUAAUGAAGAGCUAUUCCUAUUUCACUAAACGCUCCCUAUGAAGUUCUGCUUUUAAUUGUACAGCUAGUCCACGAAGAGUAUGUUUAUGGUGCAUGUGACCUUUUAUUCCAUUGCUAUAUAACUCGGCUACCAAGAAAGUAAACAACUUACACCACGAGACGCAAGUUCUUCAUUUACAAUAGCAAAUGAGAGUUCGAGCAAUUAUGGGUUAUCCGGACAUAUAUGCAAGGAAAAUACUUAUUGAAGUUUGAAUUUAAGUCUUGAAUCUGAGGGAGAGAAAUGAUUAUAUUCUUGUUCAUUCUGUCAGGAAGAACUUGAAAAUGUAUGCUUGACGAAGGAAACUGAAGUUGCAUUCUUUUCUGCCAAGUCAUUAUCUCCAUAAAA